AAUGACGAUUUCCGGUCGACGUCCAGUGAGGUAAUCGAGAUAAUCAACAAAGAAAGUUGCGACUACAUUAAGAGGAAACGGACAGAUAUUUCGCUGCAUACAGUGAAGACGUGUGUUGGCUAUUUAUGUUCACAACUAAACAUAGGUCUCAGAUGGCAUCAACUAGUUUUUGAGUUUUGAUUUACCGCAGCCUGCAGGUCACAGAUUGUGCAAAACCAUCAACAUGGCGCAGGCAAAAAACGCAUAUUUUGCACAGGUACCAAGUUUUCGACUAGAAACCGUCAUUGAGGAGUGGAAUGCUGCAUACGAGAAAGGAGAACUUUCAAGAGUGCUGAAAACUCAUUGGGCACUAUAUGUGCCUGCAGUUUUUUCAUGUGGUCAUGAUUCUGAAAAAGAGCAACGAAGAGCAAACACCUUUCUGUUCCAUCCUUUAGAGACUUUCUUUUGCAGUGGAGAUCCUAUAACUACUUUUCAGGAGCUGAAAGAUAGGGAUAACCCAUCCCAGAUUUGUGGACAUGUCUUUCGGAGUGGAGAGCCAACAUACUCCUGCCGGGAUUGUGCAAAUGAUCCUACCUGUGUCCUGUGCAUCAGCUGCUUCCAAAAGAGCAAACACAGGAGCCAUAAAUACAGGAUGAGUACCUCAGGAGGUGGAGGAUACUGUGACUGUGGAGACCCAGAAGCAUGGAAAUCAGAUCCAGCAUGUGAUGAGCACAAGGCUAACUCAUCUUCUAAGAAAGAUAAGGAUUCAUUGGCCAUGCUUCCAGAAGCUUUCAAGGAUCGAAUAUCAGAAGUGUUUUCAACAGUGUUGAAGUACAUUGUAGACUUGCUGACUUGGAAUGAUGGCAUCCAUCUGCCUGAGGGUCUUCAGCCAGAGGGUGAAGUUGGUGAUGACUGCCAUUGCAUGCUCUUCAAUGAUGAAGUACACACCUAUGAACAGGUGAUUACUACACUGCAAAGAGCAAUUGACUGCACCAAACGACAAGCUGUUGAUUUGGCUACCAUUGUUGAUCGGGAAGGUCGCUCAUCUGUGAAGCAAGGAACAUUUAAUGAGUGUGAAAAAGUGAGCGAGAUGAUAAAGCGGAGUACAUCUCGGCAUGGUAGCAAACCACUAAAGGUCAUGGUUAUGCACAACUUAGUGGUAGCUCAUCAAACUUUUGUGUUACGCUGCAUUGAUUGGCUGCAGACCAUUAUUAACAAAAGUGAAGGACUGCGCCAUCUUUUUUGUCUUAUUUCAAUGCAACCAAGGCAUACAGGUGAUUCGCUGAUGGAACACUUAAUUAUGGCAGACACACAGCUCUGGAAAAUGGCCAGGGUCAUGUGUCAUCAACUGUUAAUGUCUGGGGUUCUGAAAGAUGCAGAAUGCAAAAAGCAGUUUGCUGUGAUAUUUACAAAGCAUUAUCCACAGAUGAUGCAAGAUUUUAAUGAGGACGACCAUGAUCAUGACGUCUCAGUUACAUCUCUUUCCGUUCAAAUAUAUACUGUCCCAAGCCUGCACUAUGCAAGUCUCAUGGCAGAUUUUGUACAGGAUGACCAUUACCGAUCCGUGUCCAUAACCUCAAUCUCAGUCCAAAUUUUCACAGUGCCUACCUUGGCCAGAAUGCUGGUGAAAGAGCAUGAUCUUAUCAAUGUUAUCCUCAAAAGUUUCUUAAAACACUGCCAGGAAAAGAAAAACAGGGUUGGGAAGCUGUCAUUUGAAAGGAGUGAAAGAAAUGCAACAUUCAAACGAGCCUGCUACAUGCUGUAUGAUCUGAAAUAUGCAUUGCUGUGUAAGCCUGCAAUGCCAGAGGAAUGGUCUGAUGGUCUUCGCAACAGCUUUCUAAACGGCUUUGUGUCUAUGCUGAAUCUCUUGAAGAUGAUGCAGGGCAUGGAUUCAGUAAUUCGACAAACAGCCCAGCAUUUGGAAUUUGAACCAGAGUGGGAAGGUGCUUUCAAUUUGCAGCUGAAAUUGGAAGACAGUUUGGUUCUGUUCAGUGACUGGUGUUCAUCUGAUCGCUUUUUACUGAUUGAAGCAUACAAAGAGACCACAGAGGCUUUAUGCCAUUGCAGAGAGAAAGUCGAGAAGGAAAGGGUUGAAGUUGGUGGCCACACAGCUAAAUGCAUCAGAUAUGAUGUCAGCUCACAGCCAGUAUCUGUCCAUCUGCCUGUUACACGCUUCUUUGCCUCUCUUUACAUGCAUCUUGCUGACUUUGGCCUGAAGUUUGAUUCUGCAGUACUGAUGACAAGGAACCGGUUGGAAAUCAUGGAAUUGUUGGAGCCAGCUUUACGUGUCCAAGUGCUGGUUGCUCAGGCACAGGCUGGCAUGUGGCGACGAAAUGGAUUUUCUCUCCUGAACCAGAUUUAUUUCUACACAAUGUACGGUGCAGAGAACAGAUGUACAACAAAGAAUAUAAUACUGAUGCAGAUAUCAGCCUCACUCAUGGACAGCGAUGAAUUUUUGAUCAGCUGUCUCAAUAAAUUUGGAUGGCCAGACUAUGAUAAUCUACAGGCCAAAGAGGACUUUUUGAGACAGACAGUUACACUAGCUGAGAGUUUCCUUAAACCUGCUAAUUGUGAUCUUGGGUUAGUGUUCAGCCUUUCAGAACAGCUUACACAGAAAAUGAAAGAUUCAAGAUUUACUACUAAUUGUGUGAUAAAGGCAUAUGAACACAGUGUUGGCAGUCACCUUUCACUGUGGUCAUUGCCUGAGUGA
This is a messenger RNA of Pomacea canaliculata, 2689 nucleotides long. RefSeq names its product E3 ubiquitin-protein ligase UBR2-like. Gene Ontology annotation, molecular function: zinc ion binding; ubiquitin protein ligase activity. Bases 224 to 2689 code for a protein of 821 amino acids. The record is from RefSeq and is a predicted model, not a curated record. Gene Ontology annotation, cellular component: cytoplasm; ubiquitin ligase complex. The transcript has 24 exons. Gene Ontology annotation, biological process: protein ubiquitination; ubiquitin-dependent protein catabolic process via the N-end rule pathway. Lineage: Eukaryota; Metazoa; Mollusca; Gastropoda; Architaenioglossa; Ampullariidae.